Eruca vesicaria subsp. sativa (arugula) is the source of this 960-nucleotide messenger RNA. Lineage: Eukaryota; Viridiplantae; Streptophyta; Magnoliopsida; Brassicales; Brassicaceae. The record is from the annotation of a GenBank genome assembly.
AUGAGCGAAGCUAUUUCAACCAAACUCAACCUCGACUUGAUUUCUGACCGCUUAUGCGUCGCGGAUUUCGGUUGUGCGAGUGGACCAAACACUUUCGUAGCAGUCCAAAACAUAAUAGAAGCAGUAGAAGACAAGUACCGCAACGAAACAGGACAAAACGCUGCGGAUAACAACGUCGAGUUCCAAGUCCUUUUCAACGACUCGACCACCAAUGAUUUCAACACUCUCUUCCAGACGCUUCCACCGGGGAGAAACUACUAUACCUCUGGUGUUCCUGGCUCUUUUUUCAACCGUGUUCUCCCUAAGCAUAGUUUCCACAUAGGAGUGUUCAAUUACUCAUUUCAUUUCACUUCAAGAAUCCCUAAUGGGAUCAUGGAGCGUGACUCUCCUUUGUGGAACAGAGACAUGCAUUGCACUGGCUUCAACGAAGCGGUCAAGAAAGCGUAUCUUGAUCAGUACUCGGCCGACACAAAUAAUGUGUUGGACGCUAGAGCUGAGGAGCUCGUCCCAGGAGGGUUGUUGUUUCUUUCUGGGUCUGGUUUAAGAGAUGGGGUUAAGAUGUCUGAGACCGUUAAAGGAAUUAUGAUGGAUUUCAUUGGAGCUUCUCUUAAUGAUCUUGCUCAACAUGGUGUCAUCAACCAAGACAAGGUGGACUCUUUCAAUAUCCCACUAUACUUUGCAGAAGAAAGUGAACUGAGGCAAAUCAUAGAGGAAAAUGGGAAGUUCACAAUCGAGGCUUUUGAGGAAAUCAUUCACGCAAAUGGGGAGUUUCCGUUAGACCCUAAGAUCUUGGCUGUCUCCUUUAGGUCUUUCUUUGGAGCUUUACUAUCAGCACAUUUUGGAGUGGAUACUAUGAGAAAAGUAUUUGAACUCGUGGAGGUCAAGGCACGAGAAGAGUUUUCUCGCAUCCAAAAUGCCAAACCAGGACUGCAAUACCUCAUCGUCCUUAGCAAGAAAUGA